GUCAAAGUAAAAUGUGUACGGCCAAUUUUUAAUCCUAAAGGAUUUAUUGUUGGAUCAGUUGAUGGGCGAGUUCUUCUGGAGUACAUCUGCAGAUCCAGCUCAGAUGAGGGAUACGCAUUUAGAUGUCAUCCAAAGAGUAAAGAUGGGAGACGUCAUCUUGUAACAGUUAAUGACAUUGCGUUUAACCCAUCCAUUAUUGGUUCAUUUGUCACUGGUGACAAUGACGGCUAUGUCACCUUGUGGGAUGCUCGGGGAAGGAAACGGAUGUUUGAGAUGCCAAGGUAUCCCAAGAGUGUCGUCUCUCUAUCAUAUAGCCAUGAUGGAUUGCUUUUGGCAGUUGCAUCCAGUUAUGCAUACCAAGAAGCUAAUGAAAUAGAAGAGCCACCUCAGAUAUUUAUACAUGAAAUGGGGAACUGUUAUCUCACGUCGCCUUCUUCUGGAGCUUCAAAGUACAAAUGACUGCAAAUACACGUCUCAGAUUCUGUUCAAUACAACUCUUAUACAGUAAAUUUUGCUGGUACCUGUGCACGAGUUGGCUUUUCCUGGCUCACGUUCCCCGGUGGCUAUUUUGACUCUUACCAAGAUUAGAAGGAAAGGGCUCAGCAGAAAAUUGGAUACCAGAAUUUAGAAUUUUUACUCUCUAAAGUCCUGUCCUGAUGUAUUAAUGUCUACUAACAAAGUGUUUGCUCCAAGUGGAAUAUAUUUUGGAGUUGUAUUUUUCAUCAACCGUGAAAGAAUGUGUUUCUUGAAAAACCA
Nicotiana tabacum (common tobacco) is the source of this 756-nucleotide messenger RNA. Lineage: Eukaryota; Viridiplantae; Streptophyta; Magnoliopsida; Solanales; Solanaceae. The record is from RefSeq and is a predicted model, not a curated record.